Messenger RNA from Penicillium vulpinum, 2766 nucleotides. RefSeq lists its product as uncharacterized. Gene Ontology annotation, molecular function: protein binding. NCBI's taxonomy places the organism in Eukaryota, Fungi, Ascomycota, Eurotiomycetes, Eurotiales, Aspergillaceae. Bases 1 to 2766 code for a protein of 921 amino acids. The record is from RefSeq and is a predicted model, not a curated record. The transcript has 3 exons.
AUGUCAUACCCCCAGCAACAUCAAGCGCAGAGGCCACCACCUUUGCGACAAUACGAUAAUCCCCCUCCACGUUCCGUAACGUCGCCAGGAGGAUAUUCGCAUGAUGGCUCACACGGAGGAUACAGCGACAGUAGCAUGAGUAGCCAUAACUACCAGCAGGCCGAUCUGGGCUACGACGAUGCAGCAUACAGUCACCAGUCCAGCUCCUCUAGUUCACAGCCAUAUCCUGCUACACAAUCCCAGCCGCGCUCGAUGCGACCACCGGGCCCACCAGGACCGGGAAACGGACGACCUCCAGGCCCUGGACACGAUGACCGGCGAGGCUAUCCUCCUGCCGGAAGACCGCCGCCACAAUCGCGAUCAAGAACACCUGGUGCACGCCCACCUCCAGGCGGUACCUUCGACAAUCCUUUUCCCUCCUUCCCUAAUCGAGAUCCAAGAGAUGCGAGGACGCCUAGAGACCCCAGAGACCCUAGAGACACACGAGGCCCUAGAGAUCCGAGGGAUCGGCGCGGUCCGCUACCGAGAGGGCUAGAGAACGAUAUGGCUGCAAUGGAUAUUAAUGGCAGGGGAGGCCCGCCCAGACCGCAGACUUCAAAUUCCAACGGAAGACGGCCAGAUAUGCGACCGCCUCCACGCGGGCCUCCCGGUCGGGGUCGAGGUGGCUAUCCAAUGGGUCCAGUGCGAGCCGCUAGCUCAGGAAGACCAGAUCGACCUGAUAGAGACUAUCCAGACCCCAUGGGCCUAUCUAUGCCUCCUCCGCCAACAAGAAGUGCAACGAUGCCACCCGCCCAAGGCGCACCACUCUACCCAGGCCAAUCGACCUACCAAGAAACAGAUUAUCCAGCGAGCCCCGUAGAUGGACCUCCCAUGCGUCCUAAUACAGCAGAAAGCAUGCGAUCCCCACGAUCUCGUGCCCCCAACGAUAUAGACCCAAGCCUAAUGAUCCCAGCCACUCAGUUGCGGAUCCCUCCCGAACCUGCCAAUCGUGUUUCAUAUGCACCCAAGGAAUUUCUGGACAGUUAUUAUGAGCCCGGUGGUGCCGAUGAGCCCGAUAUGCCUAAUUUCGAUGCCAUGCCAGACCCUCAGCAGCAUGCUCCGAUUGAUGAGAUGGGCCUAGAAAUAACACCGAUCAAGAGACCAGGCUAUGGUCCGACUCCUUCUCCCGGAGACUACUCGUAUCCCCCCAACGGGGUGGAGGAUAUGCGCUCCCAUUCUGAACCAAACUUCCAACAAGCAGAAAGUGCCAAUCAGUUUCAAAAUGCGGGAUUCCAGUUUGGCAUUCCUGGAGAAGCUUCCCUUGCCCCCGCUUUCGAUCACCCAGGCCCCGCUGGAUAUGUGUCGAAUGGUUACGAAGAUUAUGCUGGUUACUCACAUGGUCCUUCCCCGGCCCAGACCCACCAGCCAGGCAAUUCCCACGAUCAGGGCGAGAUGCCAGAACCUCACCAUAAUACCGAUGCUCUUCCUCGCCAUAAUUCUGAUGCUCUUCCUCACCACCCAGCCCCGUUCCGCCCAGGCCAUGAUCAAGCGUCAAAACCUGCGCCGGUUCGGCAGUACAGCGCCCCUGAAUCCAUCCCAGCCCCCGCUGCUCCACAGCCAAUGACGGCGCCUAGUGGAACAGCUCAGACGCCUGUCACGAUUGAAGAGAUACAGCGGCUGCAACAGCGGGCGCGAGGCAAUCCUUCUGACCAGAAGACUCAACUUCUACUCGCUAAAAAGCUGGUCGAAGCAUCCACAGUUUUAAUAGGGGACAACAGUAGACUUGACCCGAAAAGCAAAGCCAAGGCCAAGGAGAAGUACGUACUGGAUGCGCAUAAGAUUGUCAAAAAGCUUGUUGCAGCUGGGUACUCUGAAGCCCAAUUUUUCCUGGCCGACUGCCACGGUGAGGGCCUACUGGGACUGGAAGUCGACCCCAAAGAAGCUUUCGCACUAUAUCACUCCGCUGCGAAGCAAGGACAUGCACAGUCUGCAUACCGCGUGGCUGUAUGCUGUGAGAUCGGCCAGGAAGAAGGUGGCGGUACCAAACGUGAUCCAUUCAAGGCUGUUCAAUGGUACAAGCGUGCAGCAGCGCUCGGUGAUACACCCGCCAUGUACAAGAUGGGAAUGAUUAAUCUCAAGGGAUUGCUGGGUCAAGCUCGGAACCCCAGGGAGGGUGUAUCAUGGCUCAAGCGGGCAGCUGACCGUGCGGACGAGGAAAACCCACACGCUCUCCACGAGCUUGCCCUCAUGUAUGAGAACGCUGGCAGCAAUGACAUCAUCGUCCGUGACGAGCAGUAUGCAUCCCAAUUAUUCCAUCAAGCUGCCGAACUGGGCUACAAGUUCUCUCAAUUCAGACUUGGUACUGCCUACGAGUAUGGCCUGAUGGGAUGUCCCAUUGAUAACCGCAUGAGUAUCAUUUGGUAUACUCGUGCUGCUGCCCAGGGUGAACACCAGAGUGAACUCGCCCUUAGUGGCUGGUAUCUCACCGGAUCAGAGGGCAUCCUAUCGCAGAACGACACUGAGGCCUAUCUGUGGGCUCGUAAGGCCGCCACUGCAGGUCUUGCCAAGGCAGAAUAUGCCAUGGGUUAUUUCACCGAGGUUGGAAUCGGCGCUGCUGCUAACUUGGAUGACGCAAAGCGAUGGUACUGGCGCGCAGCUGCCCAAGGAUUUCCCAAGGCUCGUGAACGUCUUGAGGACCUCAAGAAGGGCGGAAGCCGAAUGCAAAAGACUCGUCUUUCACGCUCUGCCGUUAAUAAGCAGAGUGAUGGAGACUGCGUUCUCAUGUAA